Molecule: messenger RNA, 732 nt
Organism: Kogia breviceps (pygmy sperm whale)
Lineage: Eukaryota; Metazoa; Chordata; Mammalia; Artiodactyla; Physeteridae
Source: RefSeq, a predicted model, not a curated record
UGGAAGUAACUGAGCUAAGGCUGGAAUAGUGGGGAUUGAGAAAAUGAAUGACUCGGAAGAAGAUACUGCAGCAGCAGUUUGUAGAGACCUUCUUUCUGCCCCCUGCUCAGGCAUCCAGGGCAGGUGAAACAUCCAGAUACACAGGACCCUUUGGUUGUGCCAUCUUGGUUCACUCCUUGCUGCCACCACUAGAUGGGCACUCAUCUGUUUCCUGGGACACGGAUCUAGGGCUCUCUCCAAUUCCUCCCAGGGUCUCCAGCAUGAUUCCUUCUCUCUCUUUGCACCCGGCGCAGAACAAAUAGACCAGUGAGAGGACAGCAUGCAGAUAGCAUAUCUCUCAUAUAAUUUACCUAAUCAGGUUGCUUGCUUACUUAUUCAUUUAAUAAACAUGUAUGGAUUCCUUUCCAACCCGGGCAGGGCAGGAUGGCUCCCACAAAGAAGGGUGGUGAGAAGAAGAAGGGCCGCUUCACCAUCAACGAGGUGGUGACCAGAGAAUACACCAUCAACAUUCACAGGUGCUUCCACGGAAUGGGUUUCAAGGAGCGUGCCUCUCGGGCACUCAGAGAAAUCCGGAAAUUUGCAGUGAAGGAGACGGGAACUCCAGAUGUACGCAUUGACGCCAGGCUCAACAAAGCCAUCUGGGCCAAAGGAAUAAAGAAUGUUCCAUACCGUAUCCAUGUGCAGUUGUCCAGAAAGUAUGAUGACGAUGAAGAUUCACCAAACAAGUUCUAA